AUGUCUAAGUUCGUGAAGGCGGUACUAAUGAGUAGUUACGCUUGGCUUCUUAUUCAAUACUUGAAGACUUCAUUAACUUUAAUCAACGACGAAGUGGACUUAGAAUACAUCAUCCAUACACCGAUGUCCAUCAGGAAGCGUGAGAUGGAGUUAAAAAGGUUUGAAAAGAAUUUUACAGAGUUUUUAAAACAAUACAAGAAGCCAAAAAGGUUUCCUUCAGAUUUUAAGUAUGUACUGAAGUACACGAACUCUUAUUUACAUUAUGGGUCAUCGUUGUACAAGAAUGGGCAAAAAACUUUUAUUGAAAACAAUUGUACAUACUACAAUUGCUAUUUGACGAACCGCAAAAAUUUACUAAAUGACUAUCGGGACUACGACGCUAUCCUCUUUGAUGUUGAGAACAGCUGGGAUGGUAUGCUGGUGAUAAGAGAAGCUUACCAAAAGUUUAUAUUCAUGGCUUCAGAGUCAGCAGCGCACUACCCAUUGUGCGAUGACUUUUACGACCACUAUUACAACAUGACUUGGACAUACAGGUUGGAUUCCGAUAUACGAUGGAGCUACCUGAACAUUGUCGAUCUAAAAGGGAAUUUGGUGGGUCCGAAAAUUAAUAUGACGUGGAGGGAACCUAUGCUGCCGACUCCUGUGGAAGUUGUUAGUAAAUUGAACAAGAAGACGAAAGCAGCCGCUUGGUUCGUUUCGAACUGUAAUGCUGAAAGUGGAAGACAGCACGUGGCAAAUAAUAUAGGCAAAGAGCUGAAGAAACUCAAUUUGACGCUAGACAUAUUUGGAUGGUGCGGAAAACAAAGCUGUCCUAAGGAUAGGCUAGACGACUGCUUGGACUUGUUGGAAACGGAUUAUUAUUUUUAUUUCUCUUUCGAGAACUCUUUCAGUGAGGACUAUGUGACGGAGAAGAUUUUGUAUCCACUGCAACAUUACUCGGUACCGAUUGUUUUUGGUGGCGCGAAUUAUUCCAGGUAACGACGUUAUUUGACGGCUUGUAUGUCUGUUUGCAAGAGAUCUCAAGCUAAAGUCCGAGUCUUCGAAAGCUAGAGUCCUUAAGGUAGAAGCUUGUUUCCGGAAAAACUGUUAUUAAACAGUUUUUUCGGAAACAUUACUUGAUACGUCCAAGAUUGAUGAAAAUUUGUCUUAAAUAUAAAUACUUGGUUUUUACUCACAAUCCUUUUGUUUUGCACUCAACUAACCCCGAAUUUUACUUCCAUAUUCUUUAUCUUUGACAAUAUUUGUUUGAUCUCCAGGUUUCUUCCUCCUAAUUCGUACCUCAACGCUCGAGUACUGAACGCGUCACAGAUUGCGGCAGAGAUGCAGAGGGCUAUACAAAACCCUGGCGUGUACAUAGAUUACUUCAGGUAUGUAUCGAAUUUUACUUCACAAAAAUCAGACAGAUAUGGACGUGGGCCGCAAAAACAUUCAAUUCUAAUUCAAUCUUCAACUCCUAUAACCAACCUAUUUGAAAAUGUUUUUAGGUUAAACGGCAAAAACGGUCUUGAUGAAAUUCUGUCUGAAGUGAUAAAACUGUUACUUUUUGCCGCAAUUGCGCAAACCAUGAGCCAAAAUAAUUUUUCAUACUACUAGCCUUUAGUGAAAAAUAUUUUUUUAUCACUGUAUUUUUAGAUGGCACAACCACUACAGAUACGUGAAGACUCCUCCCGUACCGGACGUGUGCCAGCUCUGCAGGAUCCUCAAUGAAGAGGCGGACAAGCACCAAGUCAUUAAAUACUUCAGGCAAUGGUGGAACCCAGACUUCUUCACGCUCUGCACCAAGGGAGUCGGCAGGUUUCUCGUCAAGAAACCAGAUUUCUUCGGCGUACUUGAAAUCAAUCAAAAAAAUAUAAGGAGAAGAAUACAGCCACCGCGUAAUAAUGAAGAGAAAAGUUUUUAUUGAAAAGUAAUUUUAAGCUUACGGCAAAAAUGUAAGUGAUGCAAUGAUACAUCAAACAAUGCCAGAGACGACU
This is a messenger RNA of Trichoplusia ni (cabbage looper), 1973 nucleotides long. Its product is annotated as alpha-(1,3)-fucosyltransferase C-like. Gene Ontology annotation, cellular component: membrane. The transcript has a single exon. The coding region runs from base 1 to 978 and encodes 325 amino acids. The record is from RefSeq and is a predicted model, not a curated record. Gene Ontology annotation, molecular function: alpha-(1->3)-fucosyltransferase activity. NCBI's taxonomy places the organism in Eukaryota, Metazoa, Arthropoda, Insecta, Lepidoptera, Noctuidae.